AUGCAUUGUGCCUUCGAUACAUUGGACCGGCUUGCUAGAACCGUGUCACGACCACGCUACAUCAGCUGUAUCGACGCGAAGUGUUCAGGUCUUGACUAUUUCCUGCAGCUUAUCUACCGCCUGCACUAUAGCACGAUCCGAUUUUUGAACCUUAACGAGAAAAAGAUUCGACGCACCGCCUCAACCGCAAAGGCUCAAGUGAACCAGACUCGUGAGAGUUGCUUUCCGCCAGCUUUAUUUAAACCAGAGCAGGACGACAUCAUCGGCACAGUGUCAGAUUAA
Messenger RNA from Plasmopara halstedii, 282 nucleotides. RefSeq lists its product as uncharacterized. Bases 1 to 282 code for a protein of 93 amino acids. Lineage: Eukaryota; Oomycota; Peronosporomycetes; Peronosporales; Peronosporaceae. The transcript has 3 exons. The record is from RefSeq and is a predicted model, not a curated record.